Molecule: messenger RNA, 1796 nt
Organism: Drosophila pseudoobscura
Lineage: Eukaryota; Metazoa; Arthropoda; Insecta; Diptera; Drosophilidae
Product: solute carrier family 35 member F5
Exons: 7
Coding region: 367-1710 (447 amino acids)
Cellular component (GO): membrane
Source: RefSeq, a predicted model, not a curated record
GCCAAACAAGUGAGCCAAACAACCAGAUUUGGACAUAAACAAUCAAUGCAAUCGCCGUAGCAGUAGCAGGCAAAAAAAACAGCAAGGUUUAACUGACAAAGCCCAACUGAAUAGAUGCUGCAAUGACCGCAUCGCCUAUCUACAUUGAAGCCUAAAUAUAGAGACGCCUGGAGCGAACCACAUUUGAUAAUUUUGAAACGAGGAUAACAGCAGCCAGAAAGCGUCGCAAAAUGAUACUGAAAAGCUGGCGGCACAAGCGUAAAUAGUUAUUUGCAUUUAGAUAACCAAUUGGAGAAGAAAUAUAAGCCGACAAACAGCAACAUUCGUUUGCAAAGCCCUCGAAAAGAUAAUUCAUAUAUAGAAAUCAUGCUGGGACGCACACAGAAGCUUAUACUGGGCAUAGCAAUACUGAUACUAGUCGAUGUCGUAUGGGUUUCCUCCAGUGAGCUCACCAAGUUUCUGUACAAUGAGGCCAAGUUCGACAAGCCCUUCUUCUGCACAUAUUUCAAAACGUCAAUGUUCAGUAUCUACCUGCUUGUUAUAGGAAUUUUGGCGCCAUGGAAAGAGUCGUGCGAGCGCCAAAAUGGAACUUAUGCAAUGAUGGAGCAGAAUGUCGAUGAUGAGAACUACUACUCCAAUCAGGCUGUUUUGGGAGAUCCUACCUAUGUGCCGAUCAGAUCCGCACACCUGGCCUCAACAGUCAAUGGCAGCGGUAACACCUUGUCUGGCACUGAGAGCGACGAUUCCAGCGUGCGCAGUGUUCGCUUUAGCAAGAUGGCAGAGGUCCGGGAAAUGUCCGCCCAUGAGGCCACCGAUGCAUUGUUGGCACGUCUAUCCUAUGCGGCCAGCUUGCGCAUCAGGCGGCAGAAGACCCAUCACAAGACAGCCAAGACGGCCUUGCUUUUCUGUCUGCUUUGGUUUGUGGCAAACUACUUCUUUCAGCUGGCCCUGGAAAUGGAUGAGACUGCCAUGAUAACACUUGUCAGCUCUACGUCGUCAUUCUUUAUCAUCUGCAUGGCGGCCGUUUUCCCCUCGGCAACAGGUGACAAGUUGACCAUCACCAAGCUGAUUGCUGUCGGCAUGAAUAUUGCAGGAGUUGUGGCCAUAACAAUGAACGAUCUGCACGACACAAAGAUGACAAGGGGUGUCCUCUUGGCCCUGUUCAGCGCCUUCUUUUACGCGUCGUACCUGGUGUUUGUCAAGCGAAAAAGUGAUACUGAGGAAAAGGUCGAUAUACCUUUGUUUUUCGGGUUCGUUGGCCUCUGGAAUCUCAUGCUUUUGUGGCCGAUUUUCUUCAUUUUGCAUUUCACCAAGAUCGAAACAUUUGAAGUGCCUGAUCAGGGGCAAUUCGCGCUGCUGUUUCUGAACGGACUAAUAGGAACCGUGCUCGCGGAGGCAUUAUGGCUUUGGGGCUGCUUUCUCACCUCCUCGCUGAUUGGCACAUUGGCCAUGUCGUUGCAGAUUCCCUUGGCCAUUGUAUUUGAUGUUCUGCUGAAGCAUAAGCCGUAUUCUCACAUGUUCUAUAUCGGUUCGAUACCCAUAUUUCUGGCCCUGACACUUGUUGCGCUGCUGAUGCGUAACGAUGAUGCUGAUCCACUUACGAAACUGUUCAAAAUUGUAUAUAGAAAACUCUGUCGUUGCCAUAAGCCGAGCAUUGUUAGAGUCAAUGACGAUGAGCAGCAGGAAUCGCUGAUUAGCAACAGCGAUUGAAAGCGGCGGUGAAUGAACGCUUUUUUGGAAAAAUCGCUGUUCAAAACACAUGAAAUGUUGCUCAUUAUAAUGCAAUCUAAAACUUG